Fusarium tjaetaba is the source of this 1146-nucleotide messenger RNA. Its product is annotated as TAM domain protein. The record is from RefSeq and is a predicted model, not a curated record. Gene Ontology annotation, molecular function: methyltransferase activity. The coding region runs from base 1 to 1146 and encodes 381 amino acids. NCBI's taxonomy places the organism in Eukaryota, Fungi, Ascomycota, Sordariomycetes, Hypocreales, Nectriaceae. The transcript is spliced from 7 exons.
AUGUCGACACCGCCGGCGGCUGCGACAAGCCCAAAGAGCGAAAAGAGUCCUGCCAAGAAUACGGGCAAAAGUCCCUCAAAGAGCCCCUCAAAAAGCCCCCCUCAGCAUGCGCAGGUGAAUGUUGGGGAUACCGGCAUUCUGGAACCUACGCAUUGGCAGCAGCUUGCCGAGGAAGAGAACGCAGACGACGAUGCUCAUUCGCUGAGCGAAGAAAGUCUUGCGUCCUCAACAGAUUCAGUGAGCUCUAGUAUUUUUGAAUACCGCAAGCUUCAUGGGAGGACGUAUCAUCGGGAAAUUGGCAGUUCACAGUAUUGCCACCAUUGUUUGACGCUGGGUAUUGGAGGAAAGACGCAUCUGGCGCCUCUUGACACUGAGAAAAUCACAAAAGCGCUUGAUAUUGGAACGGGUACCGGUAUCUGGGCUUUAGAUUUUGCGGACGAGUAUCCCAACGUUGAGGUUAUCGGCACCGAUGUAUCGCCAAUCCAACCCUCCUGGGUGCCACCGAACUUGAAAUUCGAGAUCGAAGACUGUACCCAAGAGUGGACAUUUGCACCCGACUCAGCUGACUACAUCCACAUCCGCUGGCUCAUCGGCAGUAUCCCCGAUUGGUACAAGUUCUUCCGCGAGGCCUACAAGACCUGCAAGCCAGGUGGUUGGGUCGAGAGUUUCGAACCUUCAGGCAUCAUCACCAGCGAUGACGAUACGGUAAAGGAGAGCUCUGCGCUGGGCCAGUGGGGUAAGCUGUUCAUUGAGGGAGCCAAGAAGCUAGGCGUGAGCUUUAGCGUGUAUGAAGAAGAGCUGCAGCGGAAAGCCAUGGAAGCUGCUGGCUUUGUUAAUAUCCAGCAAUUCGAGUACAAGGUAAAGAACCCGUAUGUGAACUCGCGAACAAUGACUGAUGACAACCAACUGCAGACCCCAAUUGGCGGCUGGCCCAAGGAUCCAGCGCUGAAAGAGCUCGGCCAGUUCGGCAAGCUUGCGUUCCUUGCCGAUCCCGAAGGCUUUGUGCUUUUUGUAGCUAACACGAUCGGCUGGACGGAGUCGGAAAUUCAUGUCUUUCUUGCGCAUGCUCGGAGGGAGAUUCACUCGGGCAAGCAUCAUCCUUACUACAAGCAGCGAGUUGUUUGGGGCCGUAAGCCUGAAGAGUAA